Molecule: messenger RNA, 12861 nt
Organism: Acromyrmex echinatior (Panamanian leafcutter ant)
Lineage: Eukaryota; Metazoa; Arthropoda; Insecta; Hymenoptera; Formicidae
Product: dynein heavy chain 2, axonemal kl-2
Biological process (GO): microtubule-based movement
Cellular component (GO): dynein complex
Molecular function (GO): ATP binding; dynein intermediate chain binding; dynein light intermediate chain binding
Source: RefSeq, a predicted model, not a curated record
AUGCUGGGCUUAACCGUGAUAUAUGUACCUCUGGAGAGUAGGGAGGAGUUUACCACGGAGGAGGCUAGCGCCGAUAAGGAGUUGGUGAAGAGGCUGGAGGGUGUGAUGGCCUAUUGGAACACCCAAAUCAAAACAGCCCUCUCUGACCAGGAACGAACAAGCCCGCAUGAGUUACUGUGCCUCGACGACGAAUAUGACUUCUGGACUUCUCGAUAUGACAAUCUCUGCGGUUUGAGUCAUCAGCUACAGAAAGAAACGGUGGAGCUUAUUAUCAACAUAUUGUUGGCUUCGCAGUCCACUUAUAUACGUCAGUUCCUGAUGUUAAAGGACGAGAUCGAGCACGGUAUAAUCGAAGCGAAAUCGAACAUUGAGUUCUUGAGCAUUCUGAAGGACACUCUCGCCAAGUUGAAGACUUGUACAACUCCUCCGAGCGUGGCUCAAUAUCUGCCAAAAAUGAUGCAUCUCUUCAGGACGAUUUGGCUGAAUUCCCCUUUCUACAAUACCCGCGAGAGGAUAAGCAAUCUCUUCACCGCUCUCAGCAACCAGAUUGUCGUCAUGUGCAAAGGAUUUAUCAAUUUGGCAGAUAUAUUUGCGGGAAAAACCAGAAAAAGUAUACAGAUUUUGUACGAGUGUAUCAAACUGUGUGAGGAUUAUAAGACACUUUAUUAUGAGAUCGCGAGCGCUCACAUCAAUCUCACGCAUCACUCCUGGGACUUAGACACGGAGAACAUAUUUCUUUACAUCAACGUUUUCCUCGGCAGGUGUCAAGAUAUGAUCGAGAUUUGUCAAGCAAUGAUUGAUUUUGCAAGAUUGGAUGAGACCACUCAAAUUUUAAGUCCUAAAUUCAGUGGUACAAAUGGCGAAGAGCACGAAAGAAUAUGCCAAAAGAUCGAAAGACUCUUUUAUGACGCUCUGAGUAAAAUCGAAGCAAUUUCAUACAAGAUUUUCUCUGUUCACGAAUCUACAUGGCACGAUGAUAUGACCAUAUUUCGUACUGAAAUGAAGGAUUUAGAGAUAAUCAUCGAAAACUUAAUAGCCAUAGUCUUUAUGAACAUUAAUAAUAUUCACGAAGGAAUAGAAAUAUGGAAGCUUUUAGCUGAAGAUAUUCAACGGACAAAGCAGGAGAUUCUGGAUGAGAAGGAAAUAUAUUCGUCGAUCGCUCCGUACUACGCCGGUAGAGCGUUGAAUCUUCGUUCGAAAGGUGACCGUCUAUUAUGGACACGAAAAAUGCUGCAGAAGGCCGAAUGGAUGCCCUAUUGCGCCAUGAGCGAAGAGAUCAAUCAUCAAGAAGAUAUCAUGAUCAAAUCCAUCGAGGACUCCACGAAGGAACUGUACGUAAAAUGGUUGUACGAUGUCGGCGAUAACCCGCCGCAACUCGAUCGCUGUCUGAUGCGGCGAAGUAGCAAGCCCGGCCUGCUGGAGUGUAACAUCGAUCCUAAUAUUCUGAAUCUCUGCCGUGAGUGUUUCUAUUGGAUCAGCUUCAGAUUCAGCAUACCCGUGAACAUACAACAGAUAUACGACAAGUGGGAUACGUUACGCUUUAUCUACGAAAGCGUCCUCGCUGUCACGUUGGCGUACAACAAGAUUAUUGAAGCAUUGUCGCUGACAGAACGUGCGCUGUUUCGCGAAUUAAUUCGGCAGCUCGACCGGAAGAUCAAUCCCGGCUUAACCAAGCUGACGUGGAACACGGAUUACGUAGACUCGUACAUCGAGAAUUGUUUCCACGAAACGGUCAAUCUCCAAAACUUCAUUGAUAUUUACAAGAACUCGAAUUCGGAAAUUGUAAGAAUCUGCGAGAACAUCUGCGAUGCUCCAAUGAUUAAGAUAAGGGUUAAUUACACGUACACAUUGUCUGCAUUGGAGAAGGAACUUUUGGACGUAAGAGACGAGACGUUCCAAGUUAUGACUCAAAGACUCAAUAUAGUAUUUUUGAAUGUCAUGGAGAUUUAUGAGGGCUUCAAGAAUGUAAUACAAGAGAAUCACACAGAAUGGAAAGAUUAUUUAAUGAAAAUCGAUACGGUAAUUGGGGAAGCCAUCAGAUUGUGUUUGAAGAAUUCUUUGACCAUCAUGUUCGAAGCUCUUCAUGGUACUGACACGACAGGACCCUCACCUCUUCUAUUAAUUCAAGCAGAUAUUAUCGAUAACAAAAUAAGCCUUAUACCGAACCUCCUGGAGAUAGCUACAGUCAUAGGAAACAUUUUGAAUAUUUUACUGGAGCCUUUGAAAGAUGUCUCGCGGCUAGUUAAGAAGUUUCAAAUGCUUCCAGAUAAGAAUUUACCCUUUUCGAAGUUAUAUAAAGUGGACGAAGAAUUGAUUGAACUCCAAGAAAGACUCAAUAAUGAAGUAAGUUACUGCUUUGUUCAAAUACAAAGUUAUAUGAAGAUCUGGGAACCUUUCAAAGAUGUGUGGGAAGUAAAUAAAGACUUAUACAUGCAAAGAUAUGAAAAGUUGAAACCAACAGCGGCAGUCUUCGAUGCGGACAUAAGUAAAUACCUCGAGGUGAUGAAUAACAUCCGACUACAGGAAACGAUGGCGACAGUGCAUUUUCUAGAUAUAAAUUUUGAUGGAUUGAAAGCCACUAUCAUCGAACAUUGUUCAAUCUGGCAACAGAAACUCACCGCACUUUUAUUACGCAUGACUGAUGCAAUGGUCGACCACGUUUAUCAUUACAUCGCUGAAAAUUCUACAAAAAUAACGAAGGAACCGACGGAUCUCAUCAGCAUGCAAUCCGCGCUGCAAUUGUUCGAGAGGCUCACCGCCGAGAUUCCGAAAGAGGAGGAAGAGUUCCCCAAGAUCCAGGAGCAAUGCCAAACUUUGGAAAAAUACGAAGUGGUUCUGACUUAUGAGUUUAAGAGAAAAUUAAAAGACAUCGACCGCUGCUGGACAGCUUACUUGGAGUUACUUGCCACGUGCGAAGUUACUUUGCUUGAAAAAAAGGAAGAAUUUAAACAAAUACUGCUGACUGAUUCGACGAGGUUUGAAGAAGAUGUAUCCUCCUUAAUACGCAAAUUUAAUGAUACAGGACCUUUCACAUCCGAAUGGAAUUCAAAUGACGCUUUAAAUUCGAUAACUGUCUUCUGGAAGGAAAUAUAUUCCUUGAGAGACAGGGAAAGUCUGUUAAAAUCACAGCUGACAAUUUUUGGCAUAAAUUACCCGGAUUCGCGAGAACUAGAGCAACUCGAUAAAGAUGUAGCAGUGAUCGAAUUGGUGUGGCAAUUGACGAACGAAUGGAACGACGCUUGGGAACGUUACAAAACCGGAAAUUUCUGGACGAUAGACUUGGAAGAGAUGGACACAACCGCUAAUAUCCUUCUACGGAAACUCACGAAACUCUAUAGGGAGCUCAAAGAAAAGAAUUGGGAGAUCGUCGAGAAUACCAGGUCGAAGGUCGAUAAAUUUCGACAUACAUUACCGCUAAUAACGAUACUGAAGAAUCCGGCGAUAAAACCGAGACAUUGGAAACGUAUUAAAGAUAUGAUCUCUCAAGAUUUCGAUGAGACGUCGGAGGAUUUUACUCUAGAUGCGAUUAUUAGAAUGCAAAUGCAUAAUUUUACGGAGGAGAUUAGCGAAAUUUCAAACACGGCUACGAUGGAGCUCGGCAUUGAAGUCGGACUCCAACAUAUUAAGGAAACUUGGGAAGUGAUGCCGAUUACAAUGAUCCCGUACAAAGACAAAGGAAUAUAUAAAUUGAAAGAUAUAGGCGACUUAAUUCAGACUUUGGAAGAUCAUCAGGUGCAACUUUCGUCUAUGAAGUCAACGAGGUUCGUAGAACCAUUUGCUCAGCAAGUUGAGUACUGGGAGCAGAGUCUGUCGACGAUCGGCGAAGUUUUGGAAAUGUUGUUGGUAGUACAGAGAGGAUAUAUGUAUCUUGACAAUGUAUUCACCACCGACGAUAUCAAGAAACAACUUCCAAAAGAGACGGACGAUUUUGAGAAAGUGACAAGCGAGUUGGCUGAGCUUACGUUAAGGAUGGCUUCCCACGGUUUGGCGUUGCCAGCCACUCAUAUACCACCUGGCUUGCUGGAAGUCCUGAACAAACUCAACGACAAGUUGGAGGCGUUGGAACUGGCGCUUGAGCAGUACCUGGAGACCAAGAGACGCGUAUUUCCAAGACUCUACUUCGUCUCGAACGACGAUACAUUGGAGAUCCUGGCCCAAUCUAAACGACCGGACCUCAUGCAGCCAAACAUCAGGAAACUCUUCGUGAACAUCAAGUCCUUGAAGUUCGGCAAGUCGAUGAUUGGGAAAUAUGUGGCUGAUGGUAUGUACUCAAAUGAAGGUGAGUACAUAGAGUUUAUUGAGCCAGUUUUCUUGGAGGGACAAGUCGAGUAUUGGCUACGUGAUCUCGAAACCGCGAUGAGAGCGACCCUGCGCGAAGUGUUGAAGCAGUGUCGGAUAGCGCUGCGAAAAAUGCUCACGAAACGCGACAGGUGGGUGAAAGAAUGGCCAGGCCAGCCGAGCAUUACGUCCACUCAAAUCCAAUGGACGAGCGACUGCACGCGCACCCUGCAGUACUGCAAGAUAAUGGACUCAAAGAAGCCGUUGCGAAAGCUGAAGAAGAAGCAGACCCAGGCGUUAGACAAAUACUCGGAAGUUAUACAAGGCAAUCUGAAUAGGUUGGAUCGAUUAAAACUCAAAGCCAUCGUCGUUAUCGAGAUACACGCGAGAGAUGUCAUCGAAAAGAUGUACAAAAUGAAUUGCAAAGAUGUGACUGAUUUCGAGUGGCAGUCGCAGCUAAGAUUUUAUUGGGAAAUGGAUAUCGAAGAUUGCAUUAUUCGACAAACAAACACUCAUUUCACAUACGGACACGAAUAUCUGGGUAACACCGAAAGACUUGUAAUAACUCCUCUGACAGAUCGAUGUUAUAUCACGUUGACAACUGCUCUUCAUUUGUAUCGCGGUGGUAGCCCAAAAGGACCUGCGGGUACCGGAAAAACUGAGACCGUAAAAGAUCUGGGAAAAGCGUUGGGUUUUAACGUAAUCGUGCAAAAUUGUUCAGAAGGGCUGGACUACAAAAGUAUGGGCAGAUUAUUUUCUGGACUGUCGCAAACCGGCGCCUGGGGAUGCUUCGAUGAAUUCAAUCGAAUUAACGUCGAAGUGUUAUCAGUAGUGGCGCAACAGAUUUUAUCGAUACUGACCGCUCUCGCCCAGAGACUUACGAGAUUCAUUCUCGACGGCAACACUAUAUCUCUAGUACACACCUGCGGCAUCUUCAUCACAAUGAAUCCUGGUUACGCUGGACGUACCGAGCUUCCAGACAAUUUAAAGUCUAUGUUUCGACCAAUCUCGAUGAUAGUGCCGGAUAGUUGCAUGAUUGCUGAAAUCAACCUAUACAGCGAAGGUUUUCGAGACAUACGCACGUUAGCCAGAAAAAUUUUUACUUUGUACUCAGUCGCCCAGCAGCAGCUUAGUAAGCAAUAUCAUUACGACUUCGGUUUGAGAGGUAUAGUAACGCUGACUCGAUAUGCUGGCAAAAAGAAACGACAGUAUUCCAAUUUGCUUGAUGAAGAGAUAAUUAUCCUCGCCAUGAAAGAUAUGAAUGUUGCCAAGCUUACCUCGGAUGACCUACCGCUAUUCCUCGAUAUCACUACAGAUCUUUUCCCCAACGUAGACGUACCGACCGUGGAUUACGAGGAAAUUAUCAGUUAUAUAACCAGCGAGGCAAUCAAGUUGAAGCUGCAGCCAAUUCCCAUGAUAGUGACGAAAGUUAUUGAGCUGUACGAAACGAAGGGUUCGCGUCACUCAACGAUGAUCGUCGGUGCGUCAAACACCGCAAAAACCAUAACAUGGAAGAUUUUACAGAAUACGAUGACGACAAUGAAGAGCGAUGGAAAGCCGGGCUUUAACACUGUUCACGUACAUCCCAUUAAUCCUAAGGUACUGAGUCUCAGUGAACUCUACGGCGAGUACAAUCUUUCCACCGGAGAAUGGCUCGACGGAGUGAUAUCGUCUAUCAUGCGGAAAACUUGUUCCGAGGAUACCCCCGACGAAAAAUGGAUCCUCUUUGACGGACCCGUGGACGCUGAUUGGAUUGAGAACAUGAACAGUGUCAUGGAUGACAACAAGAUAUUAACCCUGAUAAAUAACGAACGAAUCGUUAUGCCCAAUCAAGUCUCGCUGCUCUUCGAGGUGCAAGAUUUGGUUGCCGCCUCUCCCGCGUCGAUCUCCAGAGUGGGCAUGAUUUAUAAUGAUUACAAGAACCUCGGUUGGCGACCUUAUGUCGAUUCGUGGUUGCAAAAACAUAGUGCUAAAUCAGACUUCAUCCAUGAAAUGAAUCGGCUGUUCGAGAAUCACGUCAAUGUCACUCUAAGAUUUAAGCUACGGAAUUGCGAGGAAGUUGUGCCUGUCACCGAAUUAAAUGCCGUUCAGUCGCUUUGCAAACUUCUCGAAGUAUUUGCGACUCCGCAAAACGGUGUGGAAUUAGGCGAGGAUCUCUUCGUUUUCUCCAACAUAUGUAAAAUGUGGUUUUUCUUUUGUAUGAUAUGGUCACUGUGCGCCUCGGUCAAUGAGGACGGUCGCCAGAAAAUAGAUAAAUUCAUAAGAGAAACUGAAAAUUUCUUUCCAUUACGGGACACAGUCUACGAUUAUUAUAUAGAUGUACGUCUGCGGACUUUUGUUUUAUGGGAAGAAAAAUUACCGUCCAUGUGGAAAUUUCAAGCUGGCUUACCAUUCUACAAGAUAAUAGUACCCACCGUAGACACGAUACGAUACGAUUACAUCGUAAGUUCUCUUCUAUCGAAUGGUUUUCCGGUGCUCGUAGUGGGUCCAGUGGGUACAGGAAAAACGUCCACUAUUCACUCGAUACUUGAGCUUCUAGACGACACAAAAUACGCUGUUCUGCUUGUAAAUAUGUCGGCCCAAACUACAUCCGGUAACGUACAGAAUGUAAUAGAAAGCAGGAUGGAGAAACGAAAGAAAGGAGUUUAUGUUCCCACGAGCGGUAAAACUAUGAUUGUUUUCAUGGAUGAUUUUAAUAUGCCCAUGAAAGAAAAAUACGGAUCGCAACCACCGUUGGAAUUGAUUCGGCAGUGGAUCGAUUACAAAUUUUGGUACAACCGUCGAAAACAAACGAGAAAGUACAUUGAGAGGAUACAAUUAAUAACUGCCAUGGGACCACCUGGUGGAGGUCGCAAUGUCAUCACGAAUCGAUUAGUUACGAAAUUCAAUGUCAUUAACAUGACUUUUCCAAAUGAAAAGCAGAUUAUAAGAAUUUAUGGCACGAUAUUGAAGCAACAACUUUCUGAAUUUCACGCUGAAGUAAAAGCAAUAUCAAAUGAGAUAACGUCCGCUUCGAUCGAUCUAUACAAUCAAGUGAUCCAAAAGAUGCUUCCUACUCCAACAAAGAUGCAUUACUUAUUUAACUUGCGAGAUAUUUCGAAGAUCUUCCAGGGGUUGCUGCGCAGCCAUAAGGACUAUCAGUAUUCGAGACAGGCCUUCCUGCGAUUGUGGGUCCACGAGAGUUUCCGAGUUUUCUGCGAUCGGCUUAUUGACGAGAAGGACAGAGAGUGGUUCGUGACUCAGCUGAACGAUCAGCUCGGAAAGUACUUCGAGUUGACCUUCCAUAAUGUCUGUCCGGAAAAAAGAUGUCCGAUUUUCGGCAAUUUCAUGAAUGCCUGGGAUAUAUACGAAGACCUUCCUGAUAUUGGUUCUAUAAAGCGCUACGUGGAAGAACAGAUAGAUGAGUACAAUGUUACUCCUGGCGUAGUGCACCUCGAUCUCGUUCUGUUUCGCGAUGCGAUUGAACAUGUAUGUCGUAUUGUUCGUGUAAUAUCGCAGCCUCGCGGUAAUAUUCUUCUGAUUGGAAUCGGUGGUAGCGGCAGACAAUCACUUUCGCGUAUCGGCAGUUACAUGUGUGAGCUGUCCAUCUUUCAAAUUGCCGUUAAGGCGCAAUAUAGAAUACCGGAAUUUCGUGAGGAUCUCAAGAUUCUGUACUCAAUAACCGGGGUGGAGAACAAACCGACCAGUUUCCUCUUCAGUGAUACUCAAGUAGUCGAGGAGCAGUUUCUGGAAAUUGUCAACAAUAUGCUGAGUACUGGCGAAGUGGCUAAUCUCUACAAGAGCGAUGAAAUGGAGGACAUUAAAAAUAAACUAUCAAAGGAAAUAUCGAAGAAUGGGAAGACACCAACGACUGAGAUGGUAUAUUCCUUUCUGAUCGAGAGGGCGCGUGCCAAUAUGCAUUUGAUCCUGUGCAUGAGCCCGAUCGGCGAUGCCUUCAAGAACAGAUUACGGCAGUACCCUUCCCUGAUCAAUUGCACGACCAUCGAUUGGUUCUGGGAAUGGCCAAGAGAAGCUCUCCUCGAAGUUGGCAACAAGUUCCUCAUGAAUCUCAAUCUGACGCUCACUAUCACCGGCGAAAAUAAAGUGGAACCGCGACAAUCCGCGACGGCCAUUCCAUUGCCACCGUUGCAGGAUCGAAUGCGAGAUGGAAUUGCAGCAUCAUUCUCUUUGAUCCACGACACGGUGUCCCAGUUCUCUCGCAGAAUGGCCGCUGAAAUGAAGCGUUACAAUUACGUGACUCCCGUGAAUUUUAUCGAGCUGGUAGUCGGUUAUAAAGAGAUGUUAAAGAAAAAGAGACAAGAUUUAGCAGAUGAAGCGCACAAACUUCGCGGCGGCCUCUCGAAGAUCGACGAUACCCGGGUGAAAGUUAAAGAAAUGGCGGCAGAGCUCGAAGUCACUCAGCAGCAAGUUCAUAAAUCUACGAGAGAGUGCGAAGAAUUCCUCGUAACGAUAGCAAACCAAAGCCGUGACGCUGAUGAAACGCAAAAACAGAUCACCGCCAAAUCACUUUAUAUCGCCGAGGAGCAAAAAGAAUGUAAAAAGCUCGAGCAGCUUGCAAGGGCUGAUUUGGAGAUGGUCGAACCUGCCUUGAACGAGGCCAUCAAGGCGUUGGAAACUUUAAGCAAGAAAGAUUUAUCUGAAAUAAAAUCUUUUACGCAUCCGCCGCCGAAAGUCGAAAUGGUAAUGGAGGCAGUGAUGAUCCUAAAAAACUCGGAACCCACGUGGAUGGAAGCAAAGCGCCAACUUAGUGACGUGAACUUCAUUAAUACGCUUCGUGACUUCGACAAAGAUCAUAUAUCGGACAGAGUUCUACGAACAAUAGCCAAGUAUACGUCCAAUCCUGAAUUCGAUCCCAUAAAGGUCGGCCUGGUGUCUGUUGCAGCUAAGUCACUUUGCAUGUGGGUGAUAGCUAUGGAAAAUUACGGCAAGUUAUACAGAAUCGUAGCGCCAAAACGGGAAAAACUACAGAUCGCGUUGGAGUCGCUAAGACAGAAGGAAAUGGCCUUAAAGGAGGCAAUGCAACAGCUGCAGCACAUACGCGAGCAGCUCGAGAAAUUACGCCAAAUGUACGAUGCGAAGAUGAAAGAAAAGGAGAAUUUGAUUACGCUGGCUGAGCUAUUAAAGCUGAAAUUAGUGCGUGCCGGGAUGUUGGUGGACCGCUUGUCUGAUGAACGAAUUCUAUGGGAAAAUACUGUAGCGUCAUUAACCGAGUCUUUCGACUGGCUGCUUGGUGAUUGCUUGAUAUCUACCGGAUUUAUAUCUUACCUCGGUCCUUUUGUGUCUAAUUACAGACAGGAACUAAUAAGCAUUUGGUCAAAGGAGGUUUAUAACAGAGAAAUACCAACAUCGCCAAAUUUAGAUGUCAAAGAGUUCCUAGUUGAUCCGUCGACAAUCAGAGAAUGGAACAUUCAAGGAUUACCAUCCGAUGGAUUCAGCACAGAGAACGGCAUCAUAGUGACAAAGGGAACACGUUGGCCUCUCGUAAUCGAUCCACAAUGUCAGGCAAUGAAGUGGAUCAAAAAUAUGGAAGCGAAAAACUCACUGAAAGUAAUCGACUUUGGUCAAGAAAACUUUAUGAGAGUUCUGGAAAUAGCAAUUCAGUUUGGACACCCAGUAUUGCUCCAAAAUAUCACCGAGACCCUCGAUCCGGGUUUGAAUCCAAUUCUUCAAAAAGCUUUCAUUAAAUCAGAUAAUCAGCUAAUAAUCCGAUUUAACGACAAAAUGAUCACUUACAAUGAGAAAUUCCGGCUGUUUAUGACUACGAAACUCUCGAAUCCUCACUAUGCUCCAGAAAUUUCAACUAAAACGACAUUAUGCAACUUUGCCAUUAAGGAGCAAGGGCUCGAAGCGCAGCUCCUAGCAAUUGUAGUCAGGAAAGAGAAGCCACAACUCGAAGAACAGAAAGACAAUCUGGUUCUCACAAUCGCAUCCAAUAAAAAGACUCUCAAAGAACUAGAGGAUAAAAUACUUCAUUUGCUGAGCGUAGCAGGAGAAACUCUUCUAGAUGACUUAGAUUUGUUGAAUACCCUCGAAACAUCAAAGGAAAUGUCUAUCUCUAUCCAAGAAUCUCUGACUGGUGCUGAAAAGACAGAAAAAGAGAUAGAUCUAGUGAGAGAAGAAUAUCAAUCGUGCUCGAAGCGUGCUUCGAUUCUUUUUUUCAUCUUAAACGACAUGAACAUUAUCGAUCCCAUGUAUCAGUUCUCUCUCGAUGCGUACAACACGCUGUUUAUGCUUUCCAUUGACAAAAGCCCCCAAAAAAUAGACUUGUCCGAGAGAAUCAAUAGCUUAAAUGAUUAUCAUACAUAUGCAGUCUACAGGAACACGUGCCGAGGUCUGUUCGAGCAGCACAAACUACUCUUCUCUUUUCACAUGUGUGUCAAGAUAUUGGAUGCGCAAGGUAAGAUCAUCCCAGGAGAAUACGCGUUCCUGCUCCGUGGCGGAAUCGUACUGGACCAAGAAAAUCAGCCGGACAAACCCGUGCCGUGGCUGCCGGAUGAAACUUGGGACAACCUCACGGAACUCGACAAGCUGCCUGGAUUUCGCGGAGUCGUUACUUCUUUCGAGCAGUUCCCGCGAGAUUGGCACAAUUGGUACAUUAGCACAGAGCCGGAAGCUACACCGCUGGUCGGCGAAUGGGAGGAAUGGUGCACCGAAUUUCAGAAAAUGUUAUUCAUCCGCAGCUGUCGACCUGACAGAAUAUCUUUCUGUAUCAUGACCUAUAUCGUGCGCAAUCUCGGUCAGAAUUUCAUAGAACCUCCUAUACUUGAUCUAAAAGCAGCAUUAGAUGAUUCUGUAGCGUGGACACCAUUGAUAUUCGUUCUUUCGCCCGGGGUGAAUCCUACCGGUGUACUCAUGCAGUUAGCAGACAAUCAGGACAUGACUUCUAAUUUCUUAACGUUAUCGCUAGGUCAGGGACAGACUCCUAUUGCUACGAGCAUGAUAGAGAUCGGUGCCAGAGAAGGGUUUUGGGUAUUUCUUGUGAAUUGCCACCUCUCGCUCAGUUGGAUGCCCAAGCUCGAUAAAAUCGUGGAAGCGCUCAGUUCCAGCCAAACUUUACAUCCAAGAUUUAGAUUAUGGCUUAGUUCAAGUCCGACUCCUGAGUUUCCUAUAUCGAUUCUUCAAGCUGGGAUAAAAAUUACUACCGAACCACCAAAAGGAUUAAAAGCGAACAUGAAGCGCCUUUACAGUUUAAUCACCGAAACGCAGUUCGACUUGUGCCAAGAAAAGUCUAAAUAUAAAAAGCUGCUGUUCACGCUGAUCUUCUUUCACUCUAUUCUUCUAGAACGGAAGAAAUUCCAACAACUCGGUUGGAACGUGGUCUACAGCUUUAACGAUUCCGAUUUCGAGAUUUCUGAGAACUUGCUGCAAAUUUACCUGGACAAAUAUCCAGUCACACCAUGGGAAUCUUUGAAAUAUCUCAUAGCAGGUGUCUGUUAUGGUGGUCAUGUGAUCGACGAGUGGGAUCGCCGGUUGUUGAUGACAUACAUCCAGCAAUAUUUCACAGAAAACGUCUUAACUACUUCCUAUUAUCGUUUGUCAUCAUUGACCACCUAUUACGUGCCUCGCGACGGCUCCUUAGAGUCUUACCGCGACUUUAUCGCGAUUCUGCCGAAUAUCGACAGGCCAGAAGCGUUUGGUCAGCAUCCAAACGCGGAUAUCACUUCUCUAAUAAUGGAAGCUAGAAAUAUGUUUCAAACUCUAAUAAGUCUUCAGAUACAGACGGUCAGCAGCGAAAUGGAGGAGGACAAGGAGAAAAAGGUAAUACAACUUGCGAGCGAUAUUCUCUCAAAAAUACCGAAAACAAUCAAUUAUGAAAGAACAAAGAAACUGAUAGAGUCACAUAAAACACCUCUAAACGUGGUGCUUCUUCAAGAGAUUGAACGAUAUAACGAACUAUUGAUAAAAACUUGCGACAGUCUUAAGGAACUUCAACGUGGAAUUAAGGGAUUAGUGCUAAUGUCGCAAGAGUUAGAAGAAAUCUACACAUGCAUAUACAACGGAAGAGUACCGUCUCUAUGGUUGACCACGUAUCCGUCUUUGAAACUGCUUGGCGCCUGGACGAGGGAUCUAAUCAAUCGAGUCGAGCACUUCGCCAAUUGGGCUCGAACUACUCAUCCGCCAUUGCUCUUCUGGUUAGCUGCGUAUACAUUUCCAACUGGAUUCCUUACUGCGGUACUACAAACUUCGGCGAGACUGUGGAACGUAUCUAUCGAUUCGUUGUCGUGGGAAUUUACUGUCUUCUCAAUGGACGAGUCUACUAUAAUCGAGCCGCCAGUGGAAGGCGUAUACAUACGAUCCAUUUUUCUGGAAGGUGCUGGCUGGGAUGAAGAAAAUAGCAUUCUUAUCGAGCCCGCACCUAUGCAACUUAUAUACAACAUGCCGGUGAUUCAUUUUCAACCCGUCCAGCAAGUUAAAAAGAAAGUUAAAGAGUUCUACAGCUGUCCUUGUUAUUAUUAUCCCCAGAGGAGCGACGACCAAAUGAGAUCUGCGUUCGUAAUUGCUGUAGAUCUUAAAGCUGGAACACAAGGUUCGGACUUCUGGGUGAAACGCGGAACUGCGCUUUUAUUGAGCUUAGCCGUAUAA